Messenger RNA from Rubroshorea leprosula, 3937 nucleotides. The record is from the annotation of a GenBank genome assembly. NCBI's taxonomy places the organism in Eukaryota, Viridiplantae, Streptophyta, Magnoliopsida, Malvales, Dipterocarpaceae.
GGAGACGAGAACUUCAGGAAAUACAGAAGCGACGAAAGAGGAAUGGCUUCUUCGCCGUUGGCUAGGGUUUGCCAAUUUUGAGUUGUAGAGCAGUUCCCAGCCGGCCGCCUCUGACUGUUAGUACUCGAAGUUCUGUGAUUCCAAAAACAUCAGCAACUGCUAGAGGAUUCUGAAACCGGGAAAUUUGGAAGUUUAGGGUUUUUGGGUCCUUUAUGAGAGGGGAAAAUUUUUGAUACUUUAGCUUGUUUAGAAAGAAAGAGUUUUUUUGUCCGUGAUUCACUUAAUUCUUUCUUUACGGGAGGUUUAGGAGGUUGGGAUGGUCUGUUCGUAGAGUAAUAAGGUAUAUCAAAGUGUUUGGCAUUUGACCCCAUAGACUAUUAAAGGGUUUGAGGCUUUUGAUGGAUUCACCUGAGCGUGGUCGGAGUUAUGCUAGACGGGAUAGGGAUGAUAGUUCAGAUGUGAAAAGUGAUAGGGCUGGGGAUGAUGAAGAAUGGGAAGGAAGUGAUAAGAGGAAGCAUAGGUCAAGCAAGUCUAAAAGGCCUAGCAAUGGAGAAGAGGCUGAAGGGUUAGAUGGCAGUGGAAGACGGAGAGGUUCUGGGGACAGGAAUGAGAGCCGUAAGAGGUCAACUGGGUCUAGCAGAGUAGACAGUGAUGAAGAUGAUUAUGACACGAGAAAGGAGUUGCGUUCGAAGCAGAUGAAAAAAAAGCAAGAGGAGAGUUCCUUAGAAAAAUUGAGCAGUUGGUAUGAGGAUGGAGAUAUUGAAAACAGGCAAGAAGGUGGAGAUAAAACAGGAAGUAAAGGGCAUGGUCGGGCUGAUGAAAGCGAGAGAAGGAAAAUGACUUCGAAAUUUCCAGAGCAUGAAAGCUCUCGUGGAAGUAAAAGCAAAGAAGAAAGGUCCCAUGAUGGGGAGCUUGAAAAGUCAUCAGAGAGAGAGUCCAGGUACUCAGAAAGGAGAGAAAGCAGCCGUGACAAGGGUCAUGGGUCUUCUGAAUCAGCAAGAAACUCGAGAAGAAGGUGGGAUGAAUCUGAUGCCACAAAGAAAGCUGAAGACAAUCAUUAUGAAAGGGCCGACCAGAGAAGUGGAAAGGCGUCUGAUUUUAAGUAUGAGAGUGGUAGAGAGAGAAGUACAUCUGCAAGAAAUGAACCCAGUGAGAGUAAAAGCAGGGGGCUGGAGUCAAAUAUUGAUACGGCUAUCAAAUCCAGCAGUAGAGAAGAGAGAAGGGUUGAUUCUGAGAAGAGUAAGAGCAAAGGCCGGUCAGAAGAUUUUGAAGAAGAUAAUAUGAGUAGUCCAGUUAAUCGUGAGGAAAGAACAGGCAGGGAGAAAAUUGAGAAGCAUAGACAGCAUAGAACUCCCGCUGUUCGUGAUGUUGCUGACAGCCAGGAAAGGACUUCCAAUUUAGAUGACACAGGUACAUGGACGAGGGAUAAAAGUGCAAGAGAAGAAAGGCACACAGACAGGUCAAGGACCCCAGAAAGGAGCCUUGAUGUCACUCAGAAAGAACUAGAAAAGGAUGGCCACAGGGAUGAAAGAUUGAAAAGCAGAGAGGAUAGCUGGAAUGACAGGGUUAGGGAUCGGGAAGGCUCUAAAGAAAACUGGAAAAGGAGGCAACUGAGCAAUAAUGAUAAAGAGUCAAAAGAUGCAGAGAUCAUUUAUGAUCGUGGCAGAGACUGGGAGUUGCCGAGGCAUGGCCGUGAAAGGAAUGACAAUGAAAGACCUCAUGGUCGGUCAGGUGGUAGGAAAGAUGGGAGCAGAGGUGAAGCUGUGAAAACAUCGUCAAAAUUUGGAAUUUCCAAUGAGAAUUAUGACGUGAUUGAGAUCCAAACCAAGCCUCUUGAUUAUGGAAGAGCGGAAUCUGGUUCCAACUUUUCUAGGAGAACUGAAGUUGGUCAGCAAUCAGAGAAGUUGGCUCCAAAUGAGGAAGAAAGGGUAAACAUGCGAGAAGAUAGAGCAAGAAGAACUGAAACAUAUGGUUCUGGUGAAGAUUCAAGGGACAAAUAUAUGGAAGAUGGCACUUCAAUCCGGGAUCCAACCUCUUUUAGUGAUGAAUUUGAUAAUGGUGGAGGGAAAGGAAGGGGGCAGAAAAUUGUUAUGCCAGGCCGAGGUGCUGGUGGGCAAAACUCUGCUGGUGCUUCUCAGCCUCCUUAUGGAAACCAGGAUCCAGGAGCUUUUGGCAGAUUUCCCCUACAGGGUGUGAAAGCGAGUAGGACAGGAAGAGGAGGAAGGAGCAGACCUAGUGGGAGAGACAACCAACAGGUUGCUAUCCCAGUCCCUAUGAUUGGAUCACCUUUUCCACAUCUUGGAAUGCCACCACCUGGACCAAUGCAGCCACUCAACCCUAGUAUGUCACCUGCUCCUGGUCCUCCAAUCUCUCCAGGUGUCUUCAUUCCACCAUUUUCUCCUUCUGUUGUUUGGCCUGGGCCUCGAGGUGUUGAUAUGAAUAUGAUGGGUGUUCCACCUGGGUUAUCUCCUGUUCCUCCUGGGCCAUCUGGCCCAAGGUUUCCUUCUAAUAUGGGAACUCCACCAAACCCUGGUAUGUACUUCAACCAAACAGGUCCUGGAAGAGGACCUCCAAACAUAUCUGGGACUGGUUUUAAUGCUGCAGGGCCUAUGGGACGGGGAGCACCACCUGAAAAGUCACCGGGUGGUUGGACUCCUUCAAGGACAGGUGGACCUUCUGGUAGAGCUCCUUCCAGAGGAGAGCAAAAUGAUUACUCGCAAAAUUUUGUAGACACUGGCAUGCGACCCCAGAAUUUCAUCCGAGAAUUGGAGCUUACAAAUGUUGUGGAGGACUACCCCAAGCUUAGGGAGCUUAUACAGAAAAAAGAUGAAAUUGUUGCUAAAGCUGCUUCUCCUGCCAUGUAUUUCAAAUGCGAUCUUCAUGAGUUUGAACUAUCUCCAGAAUUCUUUGGGACCAAGUUUGAUGUUAUUCUUGUAGACCCACCCUGGGAGGAGUAUGUUCAUCGGGCUCCUGGUGUUGCUGAUCAUAUUGAGUACUGGACAUUUGAAGAGAUAAUGAAUCUCAAGAUUGAGGCAAUAGCAGAUACACCUUCUUUUAUCUUCCUUUGGGUGGGUGAUGGUGUGGGCCUUGAGCAAGGCCGCCAAUGCUUAAAGAAGUGGGGAUUCCGAAGAUGUGAGGAUAUAUGUUGGGUGAAGACAAACAAAAAUAAUGCAACUCCAGGGUUAAGACAUGAUUCUCAUACUAUAUUUCAGCACUCAAAGGAACACUGCUUGAUGGGUAUAAAAGGAACUGUUCGUCGUAGUACUGAUGGCCAUAUAAUUCAUGCCAACAUUGACACUGAUGUUAUUAUUGCAGAGGAACCUGCUUAUGGUUCAACUCAAAAGCCUGAAGAUAUGUAUCGUAUAAUUGAGCAUUUUGCCCUUGGCCGUAGAAGGCUUGAGCUCUUUGGUGAGGACCACAAUAUUCGAUCUGGUUGGCUCACAGUUGGUCAAGGACUAUCCUCGUCCAAUUUUAAUGCUGAGGCAUAUGUCCGAAACUUUGCUGACAAGGAUGGGAAGGUUUGGCAAGGUGGGGGAGGACGAAAUCCACCUCCGGAUGCACCUCAUCUAGUGAAGACCACCCCUGAAAUAGAAUCUCUGCGUCCCAAGUCACCUAUAAAGAACCAGCAGCAGAUGCAACAACAGCAAUCAGCUCCUCUCUCUCUGACAACAGCCAACACCUCCAACAGAAGGCACGCUGGAAAUUCACCGCAGAAUGCAGGUGUCCAUGGCUUGAAUCAAGAAGGCAGAAACCUGCCUCCAGAAGAGAGAGUGUUUGAUAUGUAUGGGUAUGCUGGCCAGCCAAACGGAGAGUUCCUAGAUUUUGAACCUCACAGAUCAUUGAAUUUGUUGUAAUACAAUCCAUAAAAUUCUUGUCCUGCAAUUUUGUAAAUUAUUUUUUUAUUAUAACCAAAAUGACGUUGCAUAUUUAAUUCUGC